Molecule: messenger RNA, 594 nt
Organism: Arabidopsis thaliana (thale cress)
Lineage: Eukaryota; Viridiplantae; Streptophyta; Magnoliopsida; Brassicales; Brassicaceae
Product: Oligosaccaryltransferase
Exons: 2
Coding region: 235-348 (37 amino acids)
Cellular component (GO): endoplasmic reticulum membrane
Source: RefSeq, marked reviewed
UUUGACAAACAAAAAAUCAAGAGAGAAACAUACAAUUACCAAUUUGAUCCACAGAUAAAUCAAUUGUUAAAAAGUAAUUAAAUACUACUAUUGGGCCAGGCCUGCAAAAUAAAGACCCUCAGACAUCGAAACCCUGAGAGUGAGAUCCAAUACUUGUUCUGUUCUGCAAAUCGCUUCUGGUCCCUGGAGUCUGGAGAUCUCAUCCUUUCCCACCGAUUCCGUCCCGAUAAAACGAUGAUCGAUGAUCAGGACUUGGGGUUUAUUGCCAACUUUCUUGGCAUCUUCAUCUUCGCAUUGGUAAUUGCUUAUCACUACGUAACUGCUGAUCCCAAAUACGAAGCCACUUGAGUGAUGAUAUUUUAGAAUGAUGUAAGGCUUUUUAGUUUAUACUAGUAUUAUCUGUGUUUCAAACUGAGAAGAGAUAAUAACAGUCUUUGUUGAGAUGAUAAUGUUUUCAAGAUGUUCCUAAUCCAUUUCACAUCUUCUCAAUUUUAUAUGCAUGUGCAUAUAUAUGUUCCCUCCAAUUAUGUUGUUCGAAUGUUUGAUGAAACUUUGAAUUUUUUUCUUUAAGCAAAAAAAAAUCUCAAACACCAA